Messenger RNA from Thamnophis sirtalis, 722 nucleotides. The record is from RefSeq and is a predicted model, not a curated record. NCBI's taxonomy places the organism in Eukaryota, Metazoa, Chordata, Lepidosauria, Squamata, Natricidae.
ACCUCCAAUCCGCUGAAAAAAUGAUGGUGACUUUUAUGCUAACCGGGGACCGAAGAGGGGCUGAAUGCAAACAAGCCGCGUGAAUGAAUGGGGUGACUUAGCAUCACUGCCUUUUUGCCCCCCCUCCCCCCCGAGAAGGAAGCGUGAAUUUCCCAGGACCAGAAAUAAUGAUGGAGCAGGAAAUGACGCGUUUGCAUCGCAGAGUGUCGGAGGUGGAGGCUGUGCUUAGCCAAAAGGAGGUGGAACUGAAAGCCUCCGAGACCCAGCGAUCCCUCCUGGAACAGGACCUGGCUACCUACAUCACAGAAUGCAGUAGCUUAAAGCGAAGUCUGGAACAGGCUCGGAUGGAAGUGUCUCAAGAGGAUGACAAGGCGCUGCAACUCCUUCACGAUAUAAGAGAACAAAGUCGCAAGUUGCAGGAAAUCAAAGAACAGGAGUACCAAGCUCAAGUGGAGGAAAUGCGACUGAUGAUGAAUCAGCUAGAAGAAGACCUUAUUUCUGCUCGCAGACGCAGCGAUCUUUACGAAUCGGAGCUGAGGGAAUCUCGACUGGCGGCGGAGGAGUUCAAGCGAAAAGCCACCGAAUGUCACAACCGGCUCCAGAAAGUCGUCAAGGUUAAAGACCAAGGAAAAACGGAAGUUGGAGAGCUGUAUUCCAAGCUGGAGAAGAUCAACGCAGAUCAACAGGUGAAAAUUCAAGAACUCCAAGAGAAGUUGACAAAG